ACUAGAAUCCAGCUGAAUUCUGAGCUGGGGGAGUUUGCCGUGAGGCUGCAAAUAAAGCAGAUGUGUUGUGAAUUUCAGUAGUGUCUAGACUUUCCUUUACCAAAGUUGAUGAUAUAGCAUUUAACCUGUGGUGUUUUCUUUAUUUUGCAUUUUGUUCCCCUUCAUCCUUUUUUUUUUUAAGUACUCACAUAAGGGGAAUGAAAUGGAAAAAUUAAGGAAAUAUAUGUCAGCGAGAGAUGAGGAUCAGUUUUAUCAUCAGGGAGCUGUGGAGUUGCUGGUCUUUAACUUUUUGCUCAUCCUUACAAUAUUAACAAUUUGGUUAUUUAAAAAUCAUCGAUUCCGCUUUUUGCAUGAAACUGGAGGAGCCAUGGUUUAUGGUCUCCUAAUGGGAUUAAUUAUACAAUAUGCAACAACACCAACCAACUUUGAAAGUGGAACUGUCUAUACUUGUGAGAAGCUGAAGUUUGGCCCACCCACUCUACUUGUUAAUAUAACAAACCAAGUAUAUGAAUAUCAGUACAAAAGGGAAAUCAACCAACACAACGUUAAUGCUCACCAAGGCAAUGCAAUGCUUCAAAAGAUGACUUUUGAUCCUUCGAUCUUCUUCAAUGUUUUACUGCCACCCAUUAUAUUUCAUGCUGGAUAUAGUUUAAAGAAGAGACAUUUUUUUCGUAAUUUAGGAUCAAUUUUAACAUAUGCCUUUUUGGGAACUGCCAUCUCUUGCAUUGUUAUAGGGUUGAUAAUGUAUGGCUUUGUGAAGGCCAUGAUACAUGUUGGCCGGUUAAAAGGAGGGGAUUUUCACUUCACAGACUGUUUAUUUUUUGGCUCGUUGAUGUCUGCUACAGACCCAGUGACAGUUCUGGCUAUUUUCCACGAGCUGCAUGUGGAUACAGAUCUGUAUACCCUCCUUUUUGGAGAGAGUGUCCUAAAUGAUGCUGUGGCUAUAGUUCUCGCAUAUUCGAUAUCUGUUUACAGUCCCAAGGAGAAUCCUAACACAUUUGAUGCUGCUGCUUUCUUCCAGUCUGUGGGGAAUUUCCUGGGGAUCUUUGCUGGAUCAUUUGCAAUGGGGUCCUCAUAUGCUGUUGUCACAGCUUUAUUGACAAAAUUUACAAAGCUGUGUGAGUUCCCCAUGUUGGAAACAGGCCUAUUCUUCCUCCUGUCUUGGAGUGCCUUCCUGUCAGCAGAAGCUGCUGGUCUUACAGGAAUUGUUGCAGUCCUUUUUUGUGGAGUCACACAGGCCCAUUAUACCUACAACAAUCUGUCACCAGAUUCCAAAAUGAGAACUAAACAGUUGUUCGAGUUCAUGAAUUUCUUGGCUGAGAAUGUCAUCUUCUGUUACAUGGGGCUUGCAUUAUUCACAUUCCAAAAUCAUAUAUUUAAUGCUCUCUUUAUAUUUGGGGCAUUUGUGGCAAUUUUCAUAGCAAGAGCAUGCAACAUAUACCCACUUUCUUUCAUUCUGAAUUUGGGUCGAAAACAAAAGAUUCCCAGGAACUUUCAACACAUGAUGAUGUUUUCAGGUUUACGUGGUGCAAUAGCAUUUGCACUGGCUAUUCGGGACACAGAAUCUCAACCCAAACAAAUGAUGUUUACUACAACAUUGCUUAUUGUGUUUUUCACAGUCUGGGUUUUUGGUGGGGGCACCACAGCGAUGCUCACAUGGCUUCAGAUCAGAGUUGGCAUAGAUCCAGAUGAAGAUCUGAAAGCAGAAACUGCAAGCCCGAGAGCGACUACUGCGGAUAAGAACACAACCAAGGCUGAGAGUGCGUGGCUGUUCAGAAUAUGGUAUGGAUUUGAUCAUAAAUAUUUGAAGCCCAUUUUAACCCAUGCUGGUCCACCGCUUACAACAACAUUACCUGAAUGGUGUAAUCCCAUUGCCAGACUGCUAACUAGCCCUAGAGCAUAUGGAGAGCAGCUGAAGGAUGAUGACAUGGACUGUAUCGUGAAUAAUGAUGAACUGACUAUAAAUUAUGAAGCCCCCAAUCCGGUUCCAGUGCCGGCACAGGCCAGAAUAGACUCACCCCAGACUCCAGGCAAGGAAAACAUUCAUGAAGGAGACCUUGGAUUAGGAGGAUGUGAACUCCAUCUUGAACACACUCCAGCACAAACCCAGUUGAAUUCAUUGGCAUGAGCAGUGCAAAUGUAAUCACAAGAAAUGCAUGGAACAUGAAGGAAUACAAGCCAAACUUAUGAGGCAGUGUUGGUAAGAAGCUAGAAAAUGUAUUAAAAGCAUAAAUUGAAGAGAAUCAAAACCUUGUCAAAUGUUUCUUCUAGUGCCUGAAGAAAUGAGGAUUUAUUAUUAUCAUCAUCCAUAUCUGCUACACAACUAAAUGUAAUGUUUUGACAGUGGCAAUUUUUAUUAAUGAAAUUGAAGGCACUGUCUGCUACAGGCAUAUUACAGAUGCACUCACAGCGUCGAUUGUACUUGGAGCGCACAUAAAGACACAGAUUUCUGAAUGUUGUUCCCUUUGUUAAUUAAUUCAGGUGUGGAGGAGAGAUAUUUGAUUAACAUGACCAUGCUCAGAUGAUCAUAGAACUUUUUACAAAGUUGCUCCUGGGCAGAUAUAUCACCCAUGGGACAGGUGGAAAUUUCUUUUGUACAAAUGCAAACUUUGGGCAGCUACUUUCUCUGUACAAAGGUUUAAGACUCCCACUUAAUGCUUACAGCAUUUGGCAUUUUCUAGAUAGUCAGUCGAAUUGGAUGCUUCAGCAAAAAUAAGUUUCACACCCUGGGCUGCAAAGGGUUAAUUCAGAACACAAAAACUGGGCAUUGCUAUAUUAGCCGUUCAAGCUAAAUAAAUCAAUAACGGAGCUUUUUAUUAUUAUUUUGAUUGAUCAUGAUCACUAUGGUAUACAGCAAUUACACUUAUCCCACAAUGCAUUUGUUGCUAUAGCUUGGCAAUAGGUUUUUAUACACAGCUUGUGUGAUGGGAACAAUUUAUGUUUUUUGUUGUGUAAAAACAUUCCAAGUUUGUAUUUUGAUUUGAGCUUCUUGGGAGCUGGGUUUUAUUUUGUUUGGUGGUGUGUGUGUGUGUGUGUAUUAUAUAUAUAUUAUGUAUUAUGUAUAUAUAUUAUAUAUAUACAAAAAAUCAUGCAAAAGAGUUUACUUUUUAAGAUAAGAUUUUUCAAAGUGACAUGUGCAUAAUCACACAUUUACAUUUGGCACUUAGAUAUUACAGUGAUAAGUAAGAUGGUAAAACCUAGAUAGACAAAUGAGAGAAAGAUUUAGGUAUGGAAAUACCAGCUCUGUUUGCAUAAAUUCAGCAUAUGAAUUCACACAUGGUCAGUCAUGCACCUAACAGAUCAUGAUGUACCAGUAUCAGGCAUUUGCACAUAUAAAUUGGGUAUUGUGAAUGCAUGUGCACAGGGGCAUGUCUCUAACAUUUAAAGUCUGACUCUAUAUCUUCUCAGCACAGGAGUUUUCAGCUCAGAUGCAGCAUAAGUUGUUUAUCGCAUUGCUUGAAAGUGUUCCUACCAUGAAAGUUAAACCAUGAGAGAAAGUUUUGAACAAGGUCAUUCUUAACCAAGACAUUUCUAAGCCAUGGGGGAGGAUGUGUGUGGAAACAAGUCAUCCCAAUGAAACAGUGAAUGAUCAUAAAGCUGAAUGGGUUUUGAUUCCAUCACAGAUGGAAACUGAAACACAAACUUAAAUAUAAUCCAGUUUUAAUCAUUCUUUUCCAGGCUAAGUAAUUGCUGGUUGGAUUUAAAACUAGACCAGCUGCUCUAAGCAUAAAUUUAACACAAGUCCUAGGUGUUUUUCUGAAAUAUCAGAAGCUUAAAUUGGCCUCCCCCCCCCUUAAAAUAUUAAUCAAGGGGCUUCAAAGGAUGUUAUUCCCCGGAGGGGGGGCUAUUCUAUAUUAGGUUGUCCGGAGGAAAAGUGGUGGAUUUGCAACUCCCCAUCUUGCCAAAUCUAGCUUGGGGGGCGGGGUGGGGGGAGGGAAGCUGCAUACCCUGGCUGCAUGAAGGGACAGAGAAAAAAGAAGAAAUGAGGAGCAUGGUGUUAUGCCCUGAAAAAAGAAAAGGAGUACUUGUGGC
Molecule: messenger RNA, 4032 nt
Organism: Chelonia mydas (Green sea turtle)
Lineage: Eukaryota; Metazoa; Chordata; Testudines; Cheloniidae
Gene: SLC9A9
Product: solute carrier family 9 member A9
Exons: 16
Coding region: 203-2128 (641 amino acids)
Biological process (GO): sodium ion transport; proton transmembrane transport; regulation of pH
Cellular component (GO): recycling endosome; membrane
Molecular function (GO): sodium:proton antiporter activity
Source: RefSeq, a predicted model, not a curated record